This is a messenger RNA of Argiope bruennichi, 1047 nucleotides long. It is a transcript of the gene PSMG1, whose product is annotated as proteasome assembly chaperone 1-like. Gene Ontology annotation, cellular component: endoplasmic reticulum. The transcript has a single exon. The record is from RefSeq and is a predicted model, not a curated record. Lineage: Eukaryota; Metazoa; Arthropoda; Arachnida; Araneae; Araneidae. Gene Ontology annotation, molecular function: proteasome binding. Gene Ontology annotation, biological process: proteasome core complex assembly. The coding region runs from base 73 to 870 and encodes 265 amino acids.
UGUUCAGAGCAUGACUUGUUUAUAUUUAUUUCUACAACUUUUCUAUUACCGGUAUUAUAUUUCUGUUUAAUAAUGGCUACUUUUUUUGGUGAAAUCUCUCCACUUUCAUCCCGUGCCGUGGAUGAUGAGGAAAUAGAUGAUCAACCUAUUUAUAAUCUUAUUCUUGAUUCCGAAGAGGACUGCCCUUCAAAAAUUGAUUGUAAGCUACUUGUAUUUUCUGUGGAUGAGAUAUCCUAUGCAUUUGUACAGUGUUAUUUAGUUCCAGAUAAUGCCCAACGUUUAUUUGUGGUUAAUUACUCCUUGAAUAAAGAUGAAGAUUAUGAUCUCAUGUAUACUGGCAGCACGAAACAGAAAUCCAAUGUGAAAAUUGCUGCUACUGUUUAUUCCAUUGACGAGAACGUUAUUGUUUGCGACAUCGCAUCUCGUGUUCCUGAAGAACUUUAUACCGAGUUAUAUGAUGCAUUAUUUGAUAAACUAAACUGCGAAGAAGCCCUUAUUUUGACAUCACUUCCUACUGCUUCAUUUAAGUCUGAAGCGUCUCAACUUCUUGAAAAACCAUUUCUUAAAUCCAUAGCUACAUCUAAAUACCUGUCCAUGCGUAGUUGUAAUGUACCACGUUUGCAGGCACCGAAUUUUCUCUCAAAUUUUGCAGCAGCAGUUCUAACCGACUUUGAAUUGAAACAAAAACCAGCUAUAUGUAUCUUAAAUUAUGUUGAUUCCUGUCUGCUUGACUUUGUAGUUGUCCAGAAUUUUGAUGCUAUUUUUGAUGAAAAUUUCGUUUUGAAAUUAACACCAAAUAGUGAUGCUACAUCGAAACUUACAAAAUGUGUGAAGCAGAAAAUUGCUGCUGAAGCAAAUUUAUAUACUUAAGACUUUGUUUAAUAAUUAUUUAUGCUUAAGUUUUCAUUGCAUUAUAGUGAUAAUUUUCAGUGCCUAUUUAAAAAAAAAAAAUUAUUUUUAAAAGUAUAAUAAUUUUUUUUUUAAAAAAAGAAAUUUUCAUUAAAUGCUAAAAUAUAUUGAAUGUUAUAUCUGUCAUCAACUUAAAGU